This is a messenger RNA of Sitodiplosis mosellana (orange wheat blossom midge), 828 nucleotides long. It is a transcript of the gene IscU, whose product is annotated as iron-sulfur cluster assembly scaffold protein IscU. Gene Ontology annotation, molecular function: 2 iron, 2 sulfur cluster binding; ferrous iron binding. The transcript has 3 exons. Gene Ontology annotation, cellular component: cytoplasm; mitochondrial matrix. Lineage: Eukaryota; Metazoa; Arthropoda; Insecta; Diptera; Cecidomyiidae. The coding region runs from base 163 to 615 and encodes 150 amino acids. Gene Ontology annotation, biological process: iron-sulfur cluster assembly; intracellular iron ion homeostasis. The record is from RefSeq and is a predicted model, not a curated record.
CUGUCAAUGCAAUGUGUGCAGAAUAGUUCUAUAGAUAAUUGAAGUUAUACGAAUUGUACCAUUGCACAAGACUGCGCAUUAGAAGCCGAAACGUAAUAGAACCGAUUGCAUUGAAAAAAUAAAAUUUUCAACGAACGACAACUUUGAAAGCAGCCACAAAGAAUGGCUUUAUUUCGACCAUCAACCCUGUUAAAACUUCGACGAGUUCAAAGCCUUCCAGCUGCUUUGUACCACAAAAAUGUUUUGGACCAUUAUGAAAAUCCACGGAAUGUUGGAUCAUUGGACAAGGCGGACAAAAGUGUUGGCACCGGUUUGGUUGGUGCACCAGCUUGCGGUGAUGUCAUGAAAUUGCAGAUUAAAGUCGAUGAAAACGGUAAAAUCAUUGAUGCAAAAUUCAAAACAUUUGGCUGUGGAUCGGCAAUUGCAUCGUCAUCAUUGGCCACGGAGUGGGUGAAGGGAAAAACCGUCGAUGAAGCUGGCAACCUUAAGAAUUCGGACAUUGCGAAGGAACUUUGCUUGCCACCAGUCAAAUUGCAUUGCUCAAUGUUGGCCGAGGAUGCAAUCAAAGCAGCACUUGCUGACUACAAAAUCAAACAGAACGAUGCUGGCAAAUAAGAACGAUACGAUCUACAUCAGAUAUAACGAUUGAUAUUCAAAAUUGUUGUGUAUAAACGUAGUAUGAAUGCAAAUGAAUGAAUGUAUGUUCUGGACGACUGUGAUUUUAUUUGGUACAAUUUUGAAAAUUUAUGUUUGUUAAUGCUGGAUUAAGAAGCAAAUAAAAUUCUUAAGUGAGAUUUAUGAAUGCCCCUUUUAGAGGGAUAGAAGCAA